UUCUACCACAAUCCCAGAUUCAGCCAGGAUCCCGAGUACAUUCCGGCAAAAAAGAGUCCACAAACUAGCUCCUAUAGGCGUCGGCUACUGCUGGAAUCUAUGGAUAUGCCCUUGGGAUCUACGGUGACAACGCCGGAGAGACAGAGUGUACCGGUGGCUCCGCAGACGAGACGUUCACCCACAGCCACGGAUUCCCCGCUCCUCAGGACAUGCUGUCAAAGUGUGCGCUACGAGGCUAUGAGACGGGGUCCAAGCAACACGACUUUGUGCCAGAGUAGAACUAAUCUCCUACGAUCAGCUGGCGGCGGUGUGCCUCCUACUUCAACCACCACCUUCUCCAUGAACUCCAACGCCCAUCUGCAGAACAGAAGAAGCGGCUGCGGGAUCAGCAUCGACAUCUGCAGUGUAGAUUCGCAAUCUGAGGUGGACAACAAUGUAAGUAUCAAGAUCGCAACGGAUGCCUAUCUGCUGAACAAUACGGAUAAGGUGAGGACCAAGUCCAAGCCGGUGCGCUGUACGCCCAGAUCCAGUGGCACCUUUGGCAUCGACAAGCGACUUUCCAAGUUCAGUGUGAGCGAGACGAAACCUCGGACGAGUGCGGAAUGGGAGCUCCGGCAGAGAGAGAAGGCACGGGAAGCGGAGCGCCAACGAGAACGGGAGCGGGAUCGACAGUUGUUGGAGGACCGACGCUUGGAGCAGGAGAGGGAGCUUCAGGAGGAGCGAGAGCGUGCCCGCCAGCGGGAGCGAGAUCGUGAGCAGCUCCGCCACUUGGAGCGUCUACGGGAUGAGGAGCGUCUCCUAGAGUUGGAAGUGGAGCGCGAGAGGCAGCGACUGCGGGAACUGGAGCGGGAAUCCCAGCGGCACAGAGAAUACGAGCGUCUGUGUGCCCUCCAGGAGCAGUUUCGUCGGGAGCAAAUGGAUCUACUAAGUCAAGAGCCCAUACCUCCCCGACCGUCGAUUCCAAUGACCUCGCACUUGUACACAACCACCUCUGAUGAUCGUUUGCCCGGAAUGGCCUUUUGUGAUUUAUCUUCCCGAAGGACACGGAGAUUGGAGAAUCCGACCAGACCGAAAGAAAGACGAAAGACUAGAGUAAGUCAGGAUUCUAGAAGUGUCUCCUCCGCUACCCGUUCACUUACACCCCCGCCGAUCCUUACCCGGAAUAGCAGCUCCCCAUCACCCUCUUCAGCAGCUCCGUCUACACCCACCUCCCGUUCAUCCACUCCAAAUCGGAGGUCAAAACGCUGCUCCAGUCGUAGUUCAACCCCUGAUUCCAAUUCCCAACCUAGAACUACUCCAACCAUUCCAAGAGAUCUAGCUCGCAGUAGUUCGGGAACUUCGAAUGGCAAUGUCCAUGUCACAGUGACCACGACCGGGCGUCGGAGCAACUGCAGCAUGAGGCGUUCAUCCAAUGACCACGUUAGCGAGCAAAAGCAGCUAAAUGGAAACCAAACCUGCGUCGCCUGUCUGAAUAAUAUGCCCAUUAGGAUAACCACCUCUCGGUCCAGGGAUACGGAUCUAGCCUUCAGUCUGAACCAUGUGAGGAUGAGGGGAUCAUCACCAGCGCCCGCGGAAAGGAGCAGCAGUCAGGAAAGCCAAGAUUCCUGUCAGGUUAACAUUAGCGUGUAUGCGGAUAAACUGCGUUUGAUGCGUUUAUAAUAAUAUAAGGGAAAAGUGGGGAAUUAUAUGUGUGAUUUUUGGAACAGAUCAUCUCUAGAAUAUAGAGUUAAACUGUCCCAGAAGACGCCCAUAUGCUCCACUAACUUUUCUAUAUUAGAAUAACGCCAAAAUUAGUUGUAUCAUUGCUGUUUUUUGACUUUUAAAUAUUCUUAACCAAGCUAAAUCCCAAAAUAAUAUUCCAAACUAUUUUUUCUAUAUGUUCCUCGCUACUUGGAGUUCCUCCAUU
Molecule: messenger RNA, 1906 nt
Organism: Drosophila sechellia
Lineage: Eukaryota; Metazoa; Arthropoda; Insecta; Diptera; Drosophilidae
Exons: 1
Coding region: 100-1659 (519 amino acids)
Source: RefSeq, a predicted model, not a curated record